AAGUAAAGCGCGCUAAAGGUUGAAAAAAACUGUUAUAGAUGGCAGCAAAUACCAAUGCUUGUAUUAAGAUGGAAGUUAGUGAAGAUCAGCCAACUGAGAUGCACAAUGAACAUUCAACACAAGAAGAUAGAGAGGAUGUUUUUACACAGACAGAAACUUAUACAGUUCACAAACCAAUUCAACAAGAAAUGUCUUCUGAGAUAUCAGAAAUGAUACUUGAGAACUCUGCAGCUGAAGCUAUGACAUACUUUGAGUCACAACUCCUGUCAUCCCCUUCAAGUAAAAAAAAGACCAACUAUUAUCACAAGGAUAAAACACCUAACACUGUUAAAAUGCUCAAAGAAAAGCAUAGAGAAAAUGAGCGCCUAAGGCACCAUUCAUUGAACCAGCACCUACGAUUAAUAUGUAAAGGCGUUCCAGGUUCUGCUGAAGAUGGAAAGGAAACGAAGGUGGUCAUGAUGCAGAGAAUAAUCAGUUAUGUUGCUUACCUGGAAAACACAAUUAAAUAUAUGAGUUCACAAUUAAACGUUUGUCCUGAUCCUUCCUGGCUGAAACUAACCUCCAGUAUCAAAGAUAUAGAGAAAUCAGGUACAUGGAGAAGAGAAUUUUAUGCAAUUAGUUCUGAUGACAGCGAAGACAGUGAAAUAUUUGCCAGCAAUAUCUCUUGCAGACUUAAAUUGUCUUCUCCUACUGUUGAUUCAACCACUGAUUCAAUGCCCAGUAACAAGCCAAGCCACAAAUCCCCUACCCUAAAGAUAGAAAAUUUCCUUCAAGAAUCUCAAGACUCCACCUGCCCUUCAUCUAGCCUUUACCAAGAUACAGAUGAAGAUCAGAGCAAUAAUGCUAGUGGUUGUCCAGGUUGGGUAGUUCCUGCAGAGGAAGUUAUAAUUGAAGAGUCAGCAGAUAACUUUGAUCAGCUGUUGGGUAAUAAUGAUUAUGAUCAUACCAUUUUUGAACUGCCAUCCUCAACCUUUGAAAGCAAAUAUAUGGAAACACCAGAUGAAGUAGAGUGGCUUGGCAGCCCAGACAAUUGUGUCUUCUAUGAGGGUAAGCCAGAAAACCAAUUUGGCAUCAGAUGUGACCCAAACUUUCAGGAUGAACAGCUGUCUGAUAUGUCCCACACCAUAAUAGUCUCACCCAACCAGGUGCUGCCACAGACAACUAUCAAAUUUGAAAGUGACAUUGAUGCAAUGUCCAGAAUUUCAUUUGACAAAUGUGUUGGGAGCUAUCAUCGUAUGGAGAAUACUCAUAAUCAGUUGGAUGUGCAGCUGGUACCACGUUGUAACAAGCGCAAGCAGUCUAGCCCAAGAAGAGUCCCACUGUUUAAUAUAACUAACUGGACUGAUAUUGAUCUGAAGAUGGAUGUGGAAGAAUACAACCAUGCUGAAGAAAAAACUGAUACUGAGAGUAAAAGAGUCAGUAUUGGUGUGCUGUCUGAACUUCAGAGUGACAUUAAAAAAGAAUGUACAGAAACUGACCAAGUACCAGAGAUAGAACUAGCUAGGGAAUGUGAAAAGGUUGUUAAAGAGGCCAGCAUAGAAGUCACAUCUAAACUAGAUCUCAGAAAGUCAUCUUGGAUGAAUGGAUUUAUGAUGUACAGCCGUAUCCAUAGGAAAAGAUUUAUUAAAGAGAACCCAGGUCUUCAAGCUUCAUCAAUUAGUAAAAUGAUGGGCCAUACUUGGAGGCACAUGACACCAGGCCAGCAACAGCCUUAUAGAGACCAAGCUAAGAUUUGUUCCCAAGAACUACAAAAGAUGCUAGAUGAAAGUUACCAUCCUUGAUUAAUAUCAGUAUUUAAGUAUAUUUUGUGUUCAUACAAAUAGUCAAUGAAAUAGUGGUGCACCUGUUACUAUAGAAACAAAGGUAAAUUAAGCCAGAUGCACACGUCAAGUUAUCCUACUAUGUGAUGUUAUUAAAAACUUUUCUUAAAAAAAUCAGUAAUAAAUUGAUGUAUAUAAAAAUGAAAUUUGAAUACCAGUGACCAGCUAUAAAAUAGAGGAAUAUGCCAUAAAUAUUUAUGAUUAUGAUCUAAAAGUUAAAUCUAGGAGAAUACACAAGACUAAACCUUAGCAAGCUGUGAUAUUAUGCUACCUAAAAAAAAAUUAGAUUGUAUUCUCAUGGUAUUUCUAAAUGAUUGAGUGUUUAGUUUCCAGAAACAAACAACUAUUGAGAAACUAAUUGGUUUAACUUGAGCAAAAACUAGUGUUAAACAUGUAGCCAUCACUUCUGAAUCUUAAUUGUAUUGGUAAUUAAAAAAAAACUAUUAGGUCACAAAAUUUAGAAAAACUUACAAAGUAUGCAAUUGUGAAAAGAUUUGAAUGUAUUGUAAGUUCCACAUCCUUUUUGUAUACUGAAUUCUAUCUUGCAUUUUAAUAAGUUUCUAGAAUAGUUUUUCUACCAUGUAAAUUCAUUUUGAGUUAUUGUAAAUUUUGCUAAAAUUGUAAAUGUGUAAGGUGAUGCAAUUUUUUUAAAAUUUCAUAUAAAAUCUUAAUGCCAAACUUUGACUACUAAAUAUAUACUUUACUGUACAAAGAUUUUGUACAGCUUUGGUCAAUUUUCCACACUGUUCACAAUGUGUGGUAGCAGUUUUUAAUUACAUGUAGUCCAAGUUAACGGUCACUCAUGGAAUAAUCCAUUGUUCUAAGUUAUCUUUGGAAAACAUUAGUGAGCAAAAAAAUCAAAUUGUGGUAAGAUUGCUUUUAAAUGCUGUCUUAUUUUUUUUACGCUUAAGGGUUCUGUAAAUUUUUUCACGAAUUACCCAGUUAUUAAAAAGAGCAUGAAUAUUAUUAACACACAUCAACAACACAUCUGUUUAUUCAGUGCUGAUUAACCAAGAUUGUAGACAUAAGAUGUUUUGUGUUAUACUUUGCUAAUCCUAUACAUAACAUAUUUUUGAAUAAUCAAAAUUUUUGUAGUCAAAGUAAAGUUGUAAAAUGUUAACAGUUGCACAGAA
This is a messenger RNA of Physella acuta, 2953 nucleotides long. RefSeq lists its product as uncharacterized. Lineage: Eukaryota; Metazoa; Mollusca; Gastropoda; Physidae. The record is from RefSeq and is a predicted model, not a curated record. Gene Ontology annotation, biological process: cell differentiation; positive regulation of transcription by RNA polymerase II. Gene Ontology annotation, molecular function: protein dimerization activity; DNA-binding transcription activator activity, RNA polymerase II-specific; RNA polymerase II cis-regulatory region sequence-specific DNA binding. Gene Ontology annotation, cellular component: nucleus.